AUGCCAGAAUUCCUCAUCAAUAUGACUUUAUCCACUACUCCACAAGCGACAUUCGCCCAAGCCGAUGCCCUUCUCCUUCAGGCUGCAGAGUUGAAAAAUGAAGCGGCCCAACUUCAGUCGCGGAUCGAUACCAUCAAUGAACGAGUCGAAAUCAUGACAACAACAGCCUCAGGCCUUCAAGCUAUCGCCAAUCAAGAUCGAGAAAGCAUCCAAUUCAUGUUUGAGCGAUCUCUAGAAGUGUACGAAGACGUUCUCGGUGCCUACGAACGUAUCCCUCGCAGGGCGGCCCGACUGGACAAUUUGAAGGUUCGAGUGGAAGACGGAAUGGCUACAGUAGAAGAACUGGAAGGUUUGCUUCAAGAUAUGGUCGAAUUGCGUAGGACCGGUCGCCUUGAACGAUCUCAAGCUCCCGAGCCGGAGAAUCUGCCAACCCAAUCGACCACUGUGCCGUCCAUCGAAGCUUCUCAAAGUGAGAUCGAACAGACCCCAACGUUCUCAACCUCCAUCAAGCGAAAUAUGUCUGCGAUCCAGGACGAAUCCGAGGAUGAAUCACCAGAGACUAUGGCACCCAAGAAGAUUAAACUUGGAGGUUCGAUUAGUCGAGCCGAAGAUGAAGGUGCCGAUUCUGGAGCGGGAGAAGACGGGAGUAGGGAAGACACAUCGCCAGAUGAGACCAAUAGCCGAUCUUCAUUCGACAACGCCAAUGGCCGAUGCUCUAACCUCGAGUCGUCAUUGCACUCGAUCGACACCAAUGAAGCGAAAUCAAGCGUUGAAACCUCAUUGAUCCAGGACCAUGACCCUGGCUAUCAUGGUCAAGCUUCACAAUCCCCCGAGUCAACAAAUACCGAAUAG
Rhinocladiella mackenziei CBS 650.93 is the source of this 852-nucleotide messenger RNA. RefSeq lists its product as uncharacterized. NCBI's taxonomy places the organism in Eukaryota, Fungi, Ascomycota, Eurotiomycetes, Chaetothyriales, Herpotrichiellaceae. Bases 1 to 852 code for a protein of 283 amino acids. The record is from RefSeq and is a predicted model, not a curated record. The transcript has a single exon.